CGGGCGCGGUGUUCAAAUGUGUUUCCGGCGCUCUUCUGUUUGGAUCGGAGUGGCAAAGAUGGUACCCGCCAGACAAAAAAGUGUGGCAAGAACCCCCAACAGUGUUGUCCAGAGAAAGAGUAAAAUUAAGAGCUACCGACAGUCCUACCAGAGCAUGACGGCGGCUUCACGUCUCUGCUUGACGAGGGCACUGACAUCAUUGUGGCUCAACACCAGCAGGACAGCACCAAAGUCUGACAAUAUCCUUGAUAAGGUGGAUCCCAGACAGUUGGCUUCACUGAUGAAAACAGAAUGGCAGCUGUCCUAUGUCACACCCCUCUACCAAUUCCGCUAUACCCAGCUGAAGAGCUACUCCAGGCAACUGUCUGCAUUUAUGGCUGCAGAGAAGGAGCAAGUGGAGGAUGGAGCUACACAAAACUUCAAGGUCUCCUUCUCCGUGGUUCAUGGCCUGGUUGAAACAGAUUACGAUGCUGAGACAAUUUUAAUACAGAUCUACUCAAAGUCCUUCUUUGCCGGCCAGAAUGAACAUCAGAAGCCAGUAUGGAAGGGCUGGCUUGCAUGUGUCAAUGGCAACCGUGACUACAUUAACUCACUCCCAAAAGAGUUUAUUUCUCUACCACUAUUUGGCAGCAGCGGGACAGAGGCACUCACUGCUUUGGUGAAAUCCUGGUUCCAGAAGAACUUUGACUGCUGCUUUGGGUCGUUGGAGAUCAACCACAUCAGCUUGCAGUGGUUGGUGGCAUUAUGGACAAACUACCAUGCCGAGUCCAAUAUCAAGCAACUCCAAAUGAUUUGGACUCUUCCAGUUCAGCCUCUACUUCAGGUCUCCUAUGCUGUAAAUCCUGUCGAUGCUUGGGAGCUGUGGUGCAGUGUAAAAGGAGAUCAGCCAGAAUUGGUGAAAGAAAACAAAGUCAUUGAUAUAGACGAUGUGAUGAGGCUCAUGAAGGGGCUGAUGGGCUACUUCUAUCGGCUCUUCAAGGUGGAUCUAUCAGCGGGGAGCCUGAGCUCUGUGUCCACAGCCCUGGGCUCAGCCAAAUGUCGUGGCCAGAUUAAGAUCUCCAACAGCAAAUGCAUGACCACCACACUGACGCUGCUAACAGAGUGUGCCCUCCUCAAAAUGCCCAUUUAACGGGCCCGUCAUGAAGCAGAGUAAAUUGUCUAAUUCACUCAGCUUGCUCUUUUAAACCUUGGGAUUGUAGUCUUUGAUUUUAUCUGUAAAAUGAUUGUAAAUAAGCGCGUUUUAUUUGCUGUCCACCCAAGCUGUGAGACAGCGUUUUUUUUUCCAUUACCUUUUACACAACAGGCCUGAGAACUUUGUCGAGGGGUGGCCGAGGAAAGCUUUCCAUUUUAAUGAGGAUCUGUAUAAAUGUGAGAGGACAUACAUUUAUGUUAAGAGUUUGAAUCCUCAACAAUGAGAGUCCACCCUCCAGAAUCAUGACAACCUUCAGCCUGUUUAUUAUUCUUCAUAAACCAAGACGCAGCCUGCUUGCUCACAAGAAAACAAGCAAACAUUGAUGCCCAUCCACAAAAUUUCUCUUCACUAUUUAAGUGGUCAUGUUUGGCUGAAGCAACCAAUGUUUUGACAUUUUGCCAGGUACUGUAUAAUUGUAUAUUCAUGAGUUAUUUUGCUGUUAUUUUUAUGGCUAACAUAGCUAUAAUAAAAGCUAAAGGUUUUCUUUCAAAA
Messenger RNA from Hippocampus comes (tiger tail seahorse), 1684 nucleotides. It is a transcript of the gene cenpl, whose product is annotated as centromere protein L. The coding region runs from base 17 to 1129 and encodes 370 amino acids. Lineage: Eukaryota; Metazoa; Chordata; Actinopteri; Syngnathiformes; Syngnathidae. The transcript is spliced from 5 exons. The record is from RefSeq and is a predicted model, not a curated record.